Rubroshorea leprosula is the source of this 2200-nucleotide messenger RNA. Lineage: Eukaryota; Viridiplantae; Streptophyta; Magnoliopsida; Malvales; Dipterocarpaceae. The record is from the annotation of a GenBank genome assembly.
GUUUUCCAUCAUUUUAUGCAACCAUAAAGAAUCUGAACCGGAAACGUCUCAGAGGGAGAGAGAGCCAAAGAAUCAUUGUGAUAUCUCCUCAUCAUCAUAUUUUUAGAGAUGGCCGAUGAGUUUAAUUCAGGCACCAACUUUUGGGAUUCUUCCUCCCGCAACCGCUUUGAUGCCGGCUCCUCUUCUUCCUCUUCUGGGCUCAACAUGGGAAGCUUUGGUUGGCCAACGGAGAUAGUGGAUAUGAAAUCAAGGACUUCUAUGGAUUCCGGGUCGGUUUCGGGUGGUUCGGUGGGUUUUCAUGAUACCCAGAAGCUGCAAGCAAGUGGGUCAGAUCCCGCUGCUGCUGCUGCGGCCGCCGCUGCUGGUGAGUUUCAGAUGAUGGGUUUGGGGCUGUCCUCACAAUCCAUGGACUGGAACCAAGCUACUUUACUUCGCGGGGAUAAACCGGAAAGUGGAUUCCGAUCGAUGGUUCCAGAAACCGUGGGUGUUGGGAUAGGAUCGUCGUCGCAACUUCAUUGGAGGACAGAGAAAAUGUUUUCCGGGGUGGGAUCGGAUUCGGCCGUGAACGAGUUCAAGCAAAUCAAUCCUCGAGGGUUCUCUCUGGAUCAACCCUACGGAAGUUCAAGUGACAGUACUACUAGUUUCCAGAUGGAUUCACCGGCGUUAUACGGCAGCCAGUCGACGAUUCUCCAGGGACUUCUGGUACCAGAAAAUCAAGCACAGCAAUCUUCGUUUGAAACCCGUUCGAUGAAUUACCAAUAUGGAACGGGGUAUUCCAUUAACCCUAAUGAAUUCCUCCCAUCUUGGUCUAAAGUCCCUCCAUUCUUGAGAACUUCCCCAACCAAACAGUCUCCCCACAGUCAACUGCAGUUCUCCAACAAUGCUCCGUUCUGGAAUCCGUUGGCCACCUCCAUUAGCGACACCCGCCCGACCUUCCCCUCGUUGCAGACCCAGUUUCCUUCCCCAAGCUUCGAAGAGAAACCCAAGCAGAAUAUAUCCGAAGUUCGGGACACAUCAAGCACUGCUACAAAGAAAAGUGGCAGCGAACCCGCAUCCAAAAGGACACGAAAUGAAACGGGUCCAUCACCUUUGCCAGCUUUUAAGGUGAGGAAGGAGAAGAUGGGAGACAGAAUCACUGCACUCCAACAAAUGGUUUCACCUUUCGGAAAAACUGAUACUGCCUCAGUGCUCUCUGAAGUCAUUGAAUACAUUAAGUUCCUCCAUGAACAAGUCACUGUUUUGAGUACUCCAUACAUGAAAAGUGGAGCCUCAAUACAACAUCAACAGUGUUCAGAUAAGUCUAAGGAUCCUGAAGGACCAAAGCAAGAUCUGAGAAGUAGAGGGCUAUGUUUGGUACCGGUAUCGAGCACGUUUCCGGUGACCCAUGAGACAAGUGCUGAUUUUUGGACCCCUACAUUUGGAGGAACAUUCAGGUAGAGGAGAAAGGGAAAUGGUGUUGAUUCAUUGAAAUCAAGACAUCAAGAACUGAUUCUACCUGCAAGUAGCUAAGUCUACAUGUUAUCUUAUCAUAAACCCUAACCUCGUUGGGGAUGAUAGGAAGGGGUGAGAAAAGAACAGGAAAAAAGAAGGUAACAUAACUGCCUUGUCCGGCCAGGAUGGAGAAGAAGAGAGAAUUUAAAAGGGAAAGAAAUGGAAAUGACCCCUUCAAGGAAAGAAGAGACCAUCGUUGGGCCAGUAACAAGCAAAGUGAUGCAGGUUUUGGUCACUAUUUGGGACCAUUGAAGAAGCAUAUUAAUUGUUGUAAUAAUUGAAGAAUUAUGAUUAGGAUUUGGUUAAAGGUCCUGAUUUAAGGGAAAAAAAAGCCUUUAAAGCUUAGUUUAGACAAACAUUUUAGUGUUAAUAUAUAGCCGAAGUGAGCACAAGAAAGAAAGUUGGUAGAAAGAGCUUUUGUAUUCUCUAUUGCCAUAUUGUGAAUAGAGUUGGCACUUGCUUUAGUUUAAGAGGAAAGCAAAAGAAGAAGAAGAAGAAAGAAAUAAAGAAAGAAAACUGAAGGAAUAAUUGAAUUUUUGAAUGGGGCAGAGAGUGUGUGGGGAUGUCAAUUUGAUUGGAAAUCUCACUUUUAAUUUGUUUUUAUGUUUGGAAUAUGUUAGUGGAAGUCAGAGAGUGGCCCACUUCUCUUACUUUCAGUGUUAGUAUAUUUUUUAAAAUUCAGUUUUUAUAAUAAAUUUAUUUUCAUUUA